Messenger RNA from Anisakis simplex (herring worm), 201 nucleotides. The record is from the annotation of a GenBank genome assembly. NCBI's taxonomy places the organism in Eukaryota, Metazoa, Nematoda, Chromadorea, Rhabditida, Anisakidae.
AUGGUUUGCAUAUUGGGUAUUGAAGGGAGCGCCAAUAAAAUUGGUGUUGGUAUUGUACGCGAUGGAGAGGUGAUCUCGAAUCCCCGUGCCACAUUCCAUGCGCCCGCAGGCCAAGGUUUUCGUCCCGCCGAAACAGCUGCGCAUCAUCGACAACACGUCGUACAUAUCGUUAUGGCAGCACUUCAGGAAGCUAAAAUUAAG